UCUUGCUGCGCGCCCCGCUCCCAUUGUGCCUCGCGCUGUCAGAUUACCAGUCACUUUCAUUCUGAGCUGCUGAGGAGCUGUGAACAGGAAGAUGGCGGCCCGGACUAUGCAAGCAGCGCGAUGCCCGACAGAUGACCUGUCACUGACAAACUGUGCUGUCGUGAACGAGAAGGACUUCGAGUCGGGACAACACGUGAGUGUGAAAACCACCCCAGCUCACAAGUACAUAUUCACUGUGAAGACUCACCACUCUGUGCUUCCUGGAAGUAUCGCCUUCAGCCUGCCGCAGAGGAAAUGGGCUGGACUAUCCAUUGGACAAGAAGUGGAAGUGACCGUUUACACCUUUGACAAGACGAAGCAGUGUGUGGGCAGCAUGACCAUCGAAAUUGACUUCCUGCAGAAGAAAAGCAUUGACACAAGCCCCUACGACUCAGACAAGAUGGCUGGAGAGUACAUUCAGCAGUUCAAUAACCAGGCCUUCACUGUGGGACAGCAGCUUGUGUUCAGCUUCAAUGACAAGCUGUUUGGUCUCCUGGUGAAGGACAUCGAGGCAAUGGACCCAAGUAUCCUCAAGGGGGAGCCAGCUUCUGGCAAGAAGCACAAGAUUGAAAUUGGUCUGAUCCUUGGGAACAGUCAGGUGGUGUUUGAGAAAGCAGAGAGCUCUUCUCUAACCCUUGUUGGCAAAGCCAAAACCAAGCAAGGCCGGCAGUCCAUCAUCAACCCAGACUGGAACUUUGAACGCAUGGGCAUCGGGGGUCUGGACAAGGAGUUCUCCGACAUCUUCAGGAGAGCCUUCGCCUCUCGAGUCUUCCCACCCGAGAUUGUGGAACAGAUGGGCUGCAAGCAUGUGAAGGGUAUCCUCCUGUACGGCCCCCCUGGUUGUGGUAAGACCCUGAUGGCUCGACAGAUCGGGAAGAUGUUGAAUUCACGGGAGCCCAAGAUAGUGAAUGGACCGGAGAUCCUCAACAAAUACGUUGGAGAGUCUGAAGCCAACAUCCGCAAGCUGUUCGCCGAUGCUGAAGACGAGCAGAAAAGGUUGGGAGCGAACAGCGGCCUCCACAUCAUCAUCUUCGACGAGAUUGAUGCUAUCUGUAAGCAGAGAGGCAGCAUGGCUGGCAGCACUGGGGUCCAUGACACUGUCGUGAACCAGCUGCUGUCCAAGAUCGACGGCGUGGAGCAGCUCAACAACAUCCUGGUCAUUGGAAUGACCAACAGGCCUGACCUGAUUGACGAGGCCCUGCUGAGACCUGGAAGAUUGGAGGUGAAGAUGGAAAUCGGUUUGCCCGAUGAAAAGGGUCGAGUCCAGAUCCUCCACAUCCACACAGUCAAGAUGAGGGAGUUCAACCUGCUGGCCGCUGAUGUGGAUGUAGCAGAGCUUGCUGUUGAGACCAAGAACUACAGUGGAGCUGAGCUGGAGGGGCUGGUGAGAGCCGCCCAGUCCACCGCCAUGAACCGGCACAUCAAGGCCAGUACCAAGGUGGAAGUGGAUAUGGAGAAGGCAGAGAAGCUGCAGGUGAAGCGCAGUGAUUUCUUUGCAUCGCUGGACAACGACAUCAAACCUGCCUUUGGCACACACCAAGAGGACUAUGCCAGCUACAUCAGGAAUGGCAUCAUUAAGUGGGGCGACCCUGUCUCCCGAGUCCUGGAUGAUGGGGAGCUGCUGGUCCAGCAAACCAAAAACAGCGACCGCACACCACUGGUUAGCGUGUUGCUGGAAGGUCCUCCACACAGCGGCAAGACUGCCUUGGCAGCCAAGAUAGCAGAGCAGUCCCAGUUCCCCUUCAUUAAGAUCUGUUCACCUGACAUGACAAUUGGCUUCUCAGAGACUGCCAAGUGCCAGGCUAUGAAGAAGAUCUUUGACGAUGCAUACAAGUCCCAGCUGAGCUGUAUUGUGGUGGAUGAUAUUGAGCGGCUGUUAGACUAUGUUCCCAUCGGACCUCGCUUCUCUAAUCUGGUUCUACAAGCCCUGCUGGUGCUGUUGAAGAAGGCGCCCCCUCAUGGACGCAAGCUGCUGAUUAUCGGGACCACAAGCCGCAAGGACGUGCUGCAGGAGAUGGAGAUGCUGGACGCCUUCAGCACCACCAUCCACAUUCCCAACAUCUCCACUGGGGAGCAUCUCAUGGAGGCACUUGAGCUGCUGGGGAACUUCAGUGAUAAGGAGCGAGCGACCAUCGCUCAGCAUGUCAAGGGCAAGAGAGUCUGGAUCGGGAUGAAGAAGCUGCUGAUGCUCAUAGAGAUGUCCCUGCAGAUGGAUCCAGAGUACAGAGUGUCGAAGUUCCUGGCACUGCUCAAGGAGGAGGGAGCGGACCGCAGUGUGUAUGAGUAGAGCCCCUCACACCCUGACCUCUCUCUCGUGUUCCUCCUCCUCACAGGGACCGCAGUGUGUAUGAGUAGAGCCCCUCACACCCUGACCUCUCUCUCGUGUUCCUCCUCCUCACAGGGACCGCAGUGUGUAUGAGUAGAGCCCCUCACACCCUGACCCCUCUCUCGUGUUCCUCCUCCUCACAGGGACCGCAGUGUGUAUGAGUAGAGCCCCUCACACCCUGACCCCUCUCUCGUGUUCCUCCUCCUCACAGGGACCGCAGUGUGUAUGAGCAGAGCCCCUCACACCCUGACCUCUCUCUCGUGUUCCUCCUCCUCACAGGGACCGCAGUGUGUAUGAGCAGAGCCCCUCACACCCUGACCUCUCUCU
Messenger RNA from Polyodon spathula (Mississippi paddlefish), 2692 nucleotides. RefSeq names its product vesicle-fusing ATPase. Gene Ontology annotation, molecular function: ATP hydrolysis activity; ATP binding. Gene Ontology annotation, cellular component: Golgi stack. Gene Ontology annotation, biological process: Golgi to plasma membrane protein transport; SNARE complex disassembly; intra-Golgi vesicle-mediated transport. Lineage: Eukaryota; Metazoa; Chordata; Actinopteri; Acipenseriformes; Polyodontidae. The coding region runs from base 92 to 2326 and encodes 744 amino acids. The transcript is spliced from 21 exons. The record is from RefSeq and is a predicted model, not a curated record.